This is a messenger RNA of Clupea harengus (Atlantic herring), 1543 nucleotides long. It is a transcript of the gene xcr1b.2, whose product is annotated as chemokine (C motif) receptor 1b, duplicate 2. Gene Ontology annotation, molecular function: C-C chemokine receptor activity; C-C chemokine binding. NCBI's taxonomy places the organism in Eukaryota, Metazoa, Chordata, Actinopteri, Clupeiformes, Clupeidae. Gene Ontology annotation, biological process: positive regulation of cytosolic calcium ion concentration; G protein-coupled receptor signaling pathway; immune response. Gene Ontology annotation, cellular component: external side of plasma membrane; membrane. The record is from RefSeq and is a predicted model, not a curated record.
GGUGUAAAUGUUUUUCCUCAUUCUUGAAAGUGGAGCAUUCCCUCAAGACCUACUUGCUCUACCAGAAGGCAUUAAAAAUGUUGGACUCUUUGACAGAAACAAAUAAUCAGAGUUUAUUAAAUGAAAACCCUAUUGAGCUCUGCCCAAUAAAUGAUCAUGGCCAAAUCAGGGCCACAUGCUUCCUACUCAUCUUCGCCCUCAGCAUGGUGGGCAACUGUCUGCUGGUCUAUGCCCUAGUCUGCCUCGAGGACUUGCGGCGUGUGUCCAACAUCUUCUUCCUUUGCCUCGCCUCAUUCGAUAUCCUCGUCACCCUCACACUGCCAUUCUGGGCCGUCGACCACCUACACCACUGGGUGUUCGGCAUCGCCGGCUGCCAGCUCCUGAUCGGGGCUUUCUUUGUCGGCCAACACGGGGGUCUCAUGCUUCUGACCGCCAUGACGCUAGACCGCUUCUGCACUGUGGUGCUGAAGGGACGGCACACGGCCCUAUCACGCCAGAGGCUUCUGUGCGCUCGCAUCGUCUGCACAGCCACGUGGGUCAUCAGCAUUGCCGCAUGCCUCAGAGAGGCCCUCAACUCCAGGACUGUCGAAACUGAAGAUGGAGUGUACUUAUGUGAAUAUGGAGAGGUUGGAGAACUGGAAGAGAGUGUUGGGUACUAUAUGCAGAUUAUUUUUCUCUUUCUACUUCCUUUUGUCAUUAUUGUGUUUUGCUACAGCUGUAUUCUGAGGACUGUAAUGUCCGUCCCAAACAUGAGAGGGAGGCAACCGACGGUUGUGCUAAUGCUUUGUAUCGUCACUGCUUUCUUCACCUGCUGGGGACCAUACAAUCUUGUGCUGUACCUACUCAGUCUUGAUAUCUCAGACUGUGAAACUCAAAAAUACAUAUCCCUUGCACAUCACAUUUGUCAAAUCCUUGCUUAUUCUCACUGCUGUAUCAAUCCGGUGCUUUAUAUGCUCAGACCGAGGUUCAGGACAAUACUCUGCCGACUCGUCUGUUGUUCCGUGCCUGCCAGUCAGCCAAUCAGCCUCUCUCAUAUGAGUCACAAUGCUGUUGGAAUGCAUGACGGACCCAACCCAAGUACAAUGUGUGUCGAGAUGAUGCUGAUGGAGCAAUAGAAGUCAGAAGCAAGACAGACAAUACAAUGAAUCAAAUAUUAAAACCAAUAGUAUUUUCUCUGUUUAGGCUUCUUGUGUUUUUUGGUGUGGUUACUUGCAGUGAUGUAUUUGUUUUGAAUGUACGCUCUAAUGGAGUUGGAGUCACAUCUACAAAAUGGGGUGGACCCUUUCUAUAGACGUUUUUGAACAUUGAGCUUCCAGUCAUCGAACUCAGUGUUCUCUUUAACACAUCAGUGUCAGUCACAAGGAUAUUCUCUUAAAAUACUGCAUAUGCAUUCUAUGGUACGUAAAUGCAUUUACAUAUUUACAUAUUUUAUGCCUAUAUUUUGCCUUUGUGUGUGAAGAUUUGGGCACCUCUGGGUGACAAUUAAAGUUAUAUAUAUAUAUAUAUAUAUAUAUAUAUAUAUCAAUAAUAUGUAAAAACAACA